Periophthalmus magnuspinnatus is the source of this 4862-nucleotide messenger RNA. It is a transcript of the gene letm1, whose product is annotated as leucine zipper-EF-hand containing transmembrane protein 1. Lineage: Eukaryota; Metazoa; Chordata; Actinopteri; Gobiiformes; Gobiidae. The transcript is spliced from 15 exons. Gene Ontology annotation, cellular component: mitochondrial inner membrane. Gene Ontology annotation, molecular function: calcium ion binding; ribosome binding. The coding region runs from base 289 to 2580 and encodes 763 amino acids. Gene Ontology annotation, biological process: intracellular monoatomic cation homeostasis. The record is from RefSeq and is a predicted model, not a curated record.
ACUGUCAUCGCAGUAAAGAGGGAAGGGCAUCAUGACAUGGAGCAAAAUUUUCCACUGAAGGGGCUCAUAUAUGUCUGAAGAUCGGCUGAAAACGCACACGGACUAAGACACAAUCGCCUUGAGACUUAUUCUUCCUCACAACCGGCUUUGUGAUUGUCUUGUAAUGGACUUUUCGCCUCCUUAGUCAUCGCUUAGCUCGUCGAGACAUCACCGAACCAAGCCAAAUAACCGACCAACUGCGUUACUAAACUCUUAUUAUUAUUAACGAGAACUGAUAGAAACUGCAUCAUGGCGUUGAUCUUGUUUACGAGAACCAGAGCGCCUCUGAUGAAGACGUCCAGAUCGCUAAAAAAUGAAUUUAGAAAAGGAAAAGAGACACUACAAGAUGGUACCUGUAUGAACUGUGCAGCUGUCAGACUCUCCAGCCAAAAGUUGGAUGGACACCGAUUCAGUGUCCUGUCCCAACUGUCUGCAUUUGGCCCGUCUCGCCUGUCCUUGGACUCCUCUGUACAGCCCCUCUGUCCCAACCUGGACUCUCAGCUUUACUGUGCUCUGGUCCCUUCAUACCCCCAACCCUCUGUCACCUCUCCCCCCUGGACGAUAGCACGGACGAGGGACAUCUGUGGAGUGCGAUGGGUCCACACGUCCUGCAGGAGGUGGGACGACUCUAAAGUGGAAAAGUCAUUACGAACUCUAAAAGAAAAGAAGAAAUUAGAGGAAGGGGGUCCUGUGUACAGUCCCACUUUGGACGCAGAACCAGUCAGACGGACAAUAAGGCAGAGAGUCGUAGAUGAGAUUAAACAUUACUAUCACGGAUUUAGGCUCCUGUGGGUCGAUACUACUAUCGCAGGACGAAUGCUGUGGACGGUGCUGAAUGGACACACCUUGUCCCGCAGAGAAAGACGACAGUUUCUCAGAACAUGUGCGGACGUCUUCAGGCUGCUCCCCUUCCUGGUUUUCAUCAUCGUUCCUUUUAUGGAGUUCCUGCUUCCUGUUGCUCUCAAACUCUUCCCCAACAUGCUGCCGUCCACCUUUGAGACUCAGUCCAAGAAGGAGGAGAGAUUGAAGAAGGAGCUGAGGGUGAAACUAGAGAUGGCUAAGUUCUUACAGGAUACCAUCGAGGAAAUUGCACUGAGGAACAAGGUGACACAAGGAAAUGUGACAGAGGAGUUCUCCACGUUUUUCCAGAAGAUCCGUGACUCUGGCGAGCGUCCCAGUAACGAGCAGAUCAUCCGUUUCUCCAAACUCUUUGAGGAUGAACUUACCCUGGACAACCUGACACGGCCUCAGCUCGUAGCCCUCUGCCGCCUUCUGGAGCUACAGUCCAUCGGCACAAACAACUUCCUCCGCUUUCAACUCAUUAUGAAACUCAGGGCCAUACGUGCUGAUGAUAAGCUGAUUGCCGAAGAGGGAGUGGCGAGUUUGAAUGUGAACGAGGUCCAAGCGGCGUGUCGUGUCCGAGGAAUGAGGUCUUUGGGAGUCACAGAGGAGAGACUGAGGGAACAGCUGAGCCAGUGGCUGGAGUUGCACUUGAACCAGCAGAUUCCUACCUCUCUUUUGUUACUGUCUCGGGCCAUGUACCUCCCAGAUACACUGUCCCCAGCUGACCAACUUAAGACAACUCUACAAACCCUGCCAGAGACUGUGACAAAGGAGGCACAGCUAAUGGCAGCAGAGAUGGAGCUCUCUAAAGUGGACAAUAAAACCAAAGUGGAAACCACCCUGAAAGAGGAGGCAGCCAUUCGACAGGACAACAAGGAGCGGGAAAUGGAACGAAUCGCUGAUGCUGCGGAGAAGGCAGCAAAGGAUGAACUCGAGCUUGAAGAAAAACAAGUUAAGUCCAAUGUGGAAGUUUCUGCUCAUUCAGAGAUCCUGAGAGACACUGCUCCUGUUGUAGAAGGACUGAAGGAUGAGGAAAUCACCAAAGAGGAGAUUGACCUUCUGAGCGACGCUUGUACCAAACUGAAGGAGCAGAAACGGCUGUUGACUUUGGAGAAAGAAGAGCUGGAGGAAUUGAAAGAUGAUGUUCAAGAAUACAACGAGGACUUGGAGGAGAUAAAGAAGGAGCUCUCCAAGUCGGGACAGGAGAAGGCCGUGGAGGAGUCUAAGGCCAGUCAGCGUCUGUCCAAAAGGGUGAACCGAAUGAUCGGACGAAUCGACAAAAUCAUCGGAGAGCUUGAAAACGAUAAGGUCAUUCUGGACGGACAGAUGGACGCUGGUGCCACCCCCCCAGUUGGAUUGUUCCUUACUAAAUAUAGUGAUGCUACAAGUCUGUUCUACGCCUUUAGGGAGAAUUUGGUGAGCAUCGACGAGCUGAUCGGAGUCAUGAGGCAGAUUCAAAAUAUCCCCGAACACAAACUGCAGAGCAUUGCCGACGCACUGGAUGACAACAAAGAUGGCAAGAUCGACAUAGACGAUGUUAUCAAGGUGGUGGAGCUGAUCGACAAAGAGGACAUCGACAUCUCCACGUCGCAGGUGGCCGACAUCAUGGUGAUGCUGCAGAAGGAGGAGAAACUGAUGGAGAAGGAGAAGGCCAAAGACAAGAUGGAGAAGGAGCAGGCAGUCAACCGGAACAUCUGAUGACCUUUGACCUCAGGAUUCUAAGACUGGGCAUCUCUAAUGACACUUUAACAGGAAGUGGAGUGAGGUACCUCCUUCACGAUAAAUAUAAACGGCUUAUUGCCUUUAAAAACGCACAGAAAUAUUAAAUAACCAAUGCCAUGUAUGUGAUAGCUACUUUGAAUUGAACCUGUAAUAUGUACUGUUGAUAUUUUGUAUAAUUUCACUGAUUAUUUAUGAAAGGCAGGGAAUACAAAGACUUGAGAGGAUUAAUUGAGAGAUAUGUGUUUUGAGAAAAUAUAGAAAAUAUAUAUUGACAGAGAAAAUAUUUGCUUGAAGUGAUGCGUCCUCCUUUAUGUUGUUAAAGAAAUGAGCAAAUCAUUUCUGGAUUUUGCACAAACCAUGAAAUCAUCUUCAUCUCUUCCCUAUGCCAUUCCAUGUCAUGUGAACACCCCUUUUGUUUUAGGUUGUAAAUGUCUUUCUGUUAGGAGGCGGGUAUUUUUACAGAGUUGGACAGGAGUAGAGGAAAUGGUGGCUGCUAAAAGAAGCCAUCGUUUUGCAUUCACAGUACAAAUGCAAGAGUUACCCUCAACAAUCAGUGUCCAGAGGAUCCUUGUGUUUCAAAUUAUUUUAAGGAAAUGACUAUGGCUAAACAUAGACAAGUAUGAACAGGUUAUGGUGAGGUUUAAAAUGUCUGCAGUAACAGUGACUGCAGUUAUGGUAAAAGGUAAAAAUUACAUUAGACAAACAACAAAAAGUAACAUGUAAUUCAAACAAAUACAUAAGAUACUGCCAUAUUAAAACAUGCAGUGGAACUUUGAAUUCAGCUUAUAACAUAUAGUAUUUGAAUAUUCUUAUGUUGUUACUAAGCUUCUUCAUGGUAUAUGUGGAUGCAUUGUCUGAGAAGCUACUAACUGUUUUCUUAAUGCCAGUCUAUGAAAUGCCAGAGUUGCACUGAAGAAUAUUUAGAAAUUAAACAAUAAAUUCAGUAUCAUUUCAAAUCAGACCCUCAAAGACCCAUAAGUUUCUAUUUAGUUUUGAUAGUUAUUUUUUUAGCAAGUUUAAACCUGGAUAUACAAGUGGCCUUUUCUGGAAAUACAUGAUACAGUAAAGUGUAUAUUUUUGAUAGACAGAUAAGGUUUUAGUUAGUUUUAGUCCCAUACUUGUAUUUAACUUUGCACUGUAGUGAUGGACGAAUGAGUGGCUGAUAAGUACUCCUCAGGUUCAGUCUUUAUACUUUUUUUACUUUGUUGUAGCCUGAAAUCUCGACUUUUGAAUGUGUGUGGUAUGAUAGCACAGAGAACAAGUAGCGAAGUAAAGAUCAUACACAGAUGCAAGCUUUUACAUUCAUUUAGUAUUAAAACAUCACUGAAGUUAUGCAUAAUCUAAAGAUUAACCAGUGAUUUAGUUAUAGGUGCGAAAUACAAAUUCUGAGGAGUAUAAUUACAACUAAAGUCUGCAUCCAAUUUACCAAAGCUUGAUCAAUGUUAAUCAAUGUUUUAUUUUCUUGGCAAAAGCUUAUUUGAAAACCCAGUAAUUUUUAUUUUGGUCAACUGUUUUGUUUUUUAUAAGGGAGAGAUGCAUUUGGCAGACUUUGGCAUGAAUUAACUUGUCAUAACUUGCUUAACAAACUUACUCCUACCUCGUAAAGAGAUUAAAUUCCUAACGGAGGUAUGAAAGUGUUAUAUCUCAGUACCUCUUCAAUUAAAAGUGUAACCGUCCUACAGUCCUAAAAUAUCAGUUAAGCUGAAAUGAAGUGAGAAAGUUAAACAACCCUCAUGCAAUUAGUUGGGGAUGCAACUUGAAUGACUGAGGUUAGCACGUGUAAAACGUAGUCUCUUGUAUCAUAUAAGGACAUAAGGCUCUCAUAGCCUAUAAAGCAUGUUGAUUUAAUCUACAUAUUUUGAUGAGUUAAAGUGCGUUAAAAAGAGUAAAUAAUAGUGGCAUCAGUCUCAAUGACAUGCAGUAGUUUCCAUGGUGGACCAUGGAGGCAGGUGGAGGCAGCUGAAGAUAUGGGCAAGAAUAUGCAGGAUCACCAGCUAGUUUUUAAGGAAGCAAUGCAACAACCAUAACUUGAACUGCAUUUUGGGUAUAUCAUAAAACCUACAGGGCCAAUCAGUCGCAUGAAAUCUCACCUCAGGCUAAUGAUGGGCCCUAAUAAUCAAACACCUACAGAUUGUCACACUAUUUAUUUUUUAUUUAUUUAAUCUAAAAUAUUGAUUUAAGCUUUUCAUUUUGGUACUCAUUCAUUCACAAGUUCAUGUAAAAAUAUGAUAAUCUUGAAUAAAUUGUAAACUCCUAAA